Branchiostoma belcheri (Belcher's lancelet) is the source of this 1825-nucleotide messenger RNA. RefSeq names its product synapse differentiation-inducing gene protein 1-like. Gene Ontology annotation, cellular component: membrane. Bases 1 to 513 code for a protein of 170 amino acids. The record is from RefSeq and is a predicted model, not a curated record. Lineage: Eukaryota; Metazoa; Chordata; Leptocardii; Amphioxiformes; Branchiostomatidae. The transcript is spliced from 3 exons.
AUGGCGGACGCCGGAGCCUCUUACCCUCCCCCAGCUUACACUGACAAGGGUGGUGAGCAGCAGCCGCAACAGGCAGAGGUAUGGCUUCCAAUCGCAACAGUACGGACAGUACCCCCCUCAACAGGGACACAACCCCCCUCAACAGAGGCAGUACCCUCUCAGGUGAAGUACACCCCACAAGGGCAGUCCCCAGGGAAAGGGGGAUACGUGCAGAUGGAAACUACUACCGUGGCCAUGACAGAGCAAGCGACCAUGAGGGAGGUGCAGAGCCGGACCCGGGUUGAUGACUACAUGUGCCUGUCGAUCUUCACCCUCCUGUGCUGCUGCCUGCCGCUCGGCAUCGCGGCCUUCGCCAAGUCCUGCGAUACGCAGGACGCUAACAAUGCAGGGGACAUCAACAGGGCCCAGGCCGCGUCCAACAGCGCCAAACGGCUCAACUACUGUGCGCUGGGCCUGGGCAUCGUCUUCUGGGUCAUCGGAGUCGUUUGGGAAGUUCAGGCCUUCUCAGUCUAAAAAUCGUCUGGUAGCUAGGAAUUACUGGUUCACUGUACACUGUAGGUAGGCGUGACUGGUUCACUGUCCACUGUAGCGAGGUAUUACUGGUUAACUGUAAACUGAGGCUAUGUGUUAAUGGUUCACUUUGCACUGAAGCUAGGUGUUACUGGUUCACUGUACACUGUACACUGACGCUAGGACAGGCUGCUUAUUAGGCUAGGUGUUACUGUUGGCUUCGUCUUAGAUGCAUGCUGUUCACGAGCGGAUUGAGCCGUUAGAUCUGAUUGUUCAUUUAUUUCUAACUUUACAUUUGUGGACGUAUUCACCAUAGACCGAAAUAAAUUGUCAAUAGAGCGCACUCUAUUAAGACAGGCCUCUUCUUUAAGUAAAGAAUACGUGGAUGAUGAUGGUAACCACUUCGUGGUGUAGUGAAGCCAUAAUCAGAAACGUAGCCCAUACUGUACAUGCUUUGGCUCAGCCAUAAAAUCAUACCUUGAUGUCUCCUGAUCACUUUAAGGUAUGAUGUGGUCAGGUCGACCAGAUGGGACAGAGCGGCUCCAUGACCAUUGUAUACAAAUUUACGCAAAUUAGGCAAAUAUACCUUAGAUAUGUGACGAAACAUGAAAACAGAUAAAAUGACAAAGUCGAGUCUAGCAUCACUUACCCGGACCCAAGUCACAUCGACCUGCCAAGGUAAUGUCAUCUAAUUUCAUAUCAAUAUCUUCAUUAUAAGUAUUUCAUAUCAUUUAUAUCAUUUGAAUUAUGUCAGUGGAGUCCAAAAACGAUUGUGAGUUAGAAAAGAAAUUACCUUGAAUCAAAUCAUAAGUGAUUUAGCCACCAUAUUGUGUUACUGUGACGGGUAAAAGUUUUAGAUAUAAAAUGAACAUAAAGAACUGGGACGGGGACGUUACGUACUUUUAAAACUUUUAAAGCAUUUCUAUACAUCUACCACUCUCUGUAUCUUUGUCUGAAAAUGGUCAACAGGUAACCUUUUUUUUAGUGUAAACAAGUAAAAUAUGAGAUUUUAAUACCUCCGGGCUUUUUAUUGUAUAUUUUCAUAUCUCGUUUGUUAUGUAUAGUUGAUGGUGUUAAAUUUUAAGUGUUAGAUUUAGGUGCGGUUAACACAGGUUAGCAUUUUCAUCUGCAGCUUGUAACAUGUACCCACGAACUUAUGAAAUUCUAUUUAAUCUGCCGCAAGGAACUCGUAGUGAAACCGGAACCGUUAAAUCAGACGUUAAAAUAAUGGAUAUUAUCAGUUUCCCUGUAAAGGUGUGGUAUAGCGUAUAUCAAAGCUAUCAGCGUUAAACGUCGUUUACGGAACGAUCAUAUG